GAUUUCAUCAUCUUCUAGUCCCGAUGAAGCUGAAUUGGAACUUUCAAGGAAGAGAGAUCGUGGUUUGAUCCAGAAUUUAGUGCUGUGCAGGGGAUGCGGCAGCAGCAGGACAUCAAGAAGAUGGAGAGUAGUCAGUUCAAGUAUUGCAUAAAUUGUUGCAGUUUUAGUCUUGUGCAUGGCCUAUUUGAUUCUGCACUGGAUUUUUACAAAGAGAUUAGUUGCAAUGACUAUAAUGGAUUACUGAUGGUUGAUUUUUCAAGAAGAUUAUUUGAAGAUAAAAGAAUAAACUCUAUUGAUGUUGGAUUUCAUAGAUUAGUUGUAGAGAAUAGGAUAGACUCUAAAGGAUUGAGAAUGAUAGUCCCAUUUCCGAUGCAAAUAUGUAUGGAGAAUUACUUAUUUUUCACUUUUCCUUGC
Linum tenue is the source of this 414-nucleotide messenger RNA. The record is from the annotation of a GenBank genome assembly. NCBI's taxonomy places the organism in Eukaryota, Viridiplantae, Streptophyta, Magnoliopsida, Malpighiales, Linaceae.